AUGUCUGUUGACUUAGGUACUGUUGCUUCCUUCAUAAUUCGCACAAACGCCGCUCAUCUCGUCGGAAGAAGUCUUCCGCAGCGGAUUACGGAUGAUAUCGUGUGUCGUCUGAACAAUGACCCGGUGAUACGAUCAGUACAUGAUGUGAAAGCGACUGCUUUGGGCGUUGAACAGUCACGUUUCAAAGCCGAAUUGGAUUUUGAUGGCCGUGCAAUCACCCGCGCUUAUUUGCACCAUAAUGUCCAGAUGUCGACAUUGCUGAAAGAAGUCAAGGAUAUCAAAGACGAAGGUGAACUGGCGAAUUUUAUGGAAACGCAUGGUGAAAAGAUUAUUGAUCGUCUUGGUGAUGAAAUCGAUCGGAUCGAGACUGAAAUCACCGGAAAACAUCCAGAUAUUCAGCAUGUGGAUUUGGAGGCUUUAUAG
Cylicostephanus goldi is the source of this 423-nucleotide messenger RNA. NCBI's taxonomy places the organism in Eukaryota, Metazoa, Nematoda, Chromadorea, Rhabditida, Strongylidae. The record is from the annotation of a GenBank genome assembly.